AUGAGCAAUCAUCCUCAUAUAGUUCACAAUUGGAAAGUAAAGACUUUCAAUACAUUCACAUUUUGUGAUCACUGUGCAGGACUUCUAUGGGGCUUGUGCUCACAAGGCUUCCAAUGUGUUGAUUGUAACUUCAAAUCACACUCUAGAUGCACAUCACAGGUCACUGUACAAUGUAGAGUGCAACAGGAUCGUCCAAACCCUGGAGAUGGUAGUUCAUCGUUUGAACCAAACGACACAAUCGCCAAUGUAGAUCUGUCGAUUAGAAUAGCACCACAUCGAUUCAAUCUCUCAUCCAAGGGUCUCAAGAAGUUCUGUAACUACUGUCGUGAGACUACUUUUACAUCUUCCGAUACAUGCUACACAUGCAUCGACUGUCGCUACGUGGCUCACGACGCCUGCAGAGACAAGACCCCAUCCAAUUGUCGUAUCACAUAUCAUCGCAUCAUCGACUCGCACACAUUAUCAAAUGCUGAUCGCAAUCGCGAUGAAUUCAAUCAUCACCAUUGGAUUCAGGGCAACCUGAAGGAGGUCAAGCCUUGCAUUCAUUGCAAUGAGAAGGUGGACACGUCCUUCUCUCUGGCGCACUUCAAAUGUGCAUGGUGUCGCAGACAUGUGCACAGCAGCUGCAUCGACAAGCAGCAGAUCCAGUGUGACUUUGGUGACCUCGCAGAGUUAAUCAUCCCACCAUCGUGCAUCUCCCUGUUGGACACAUCCAGCUACAACAACCACGACAAGGAGCAUGUCGGUCCAGUGCAGUGGAGACUUGAGGCCCCACUUCCAGCCAAGGCCCUACUCAUCUUUGUCAACUCCAAGUCUGGUGGACAGCUGGGCAAGACCUUCAUGCGCAAGUUCGCUUCCCUUAUCAACCCAAUGCAACUGAUUGAUCUGAUACAUGACGGUCCAGACCAUGUCAUUCAGAUAGUCCAGCGAUACCUAGAGGAGAACCCAACUGAGAUGGAAAAGAUACGAUUCUUGGUGUGUGGUGGCGAUGGUACUGUUGGAUGGCUACUACAGGCCCUCAAGAAGUACAACAUGCCACCCAUACCAAUUGCCAUUAUCCCACUUGGAACAGGCAAUGACAUGUCUAGAUCACUUGGAUGGGGACCAGGCUACAGUGGACAGCCACUGACAUCUGUCCUGAAGGAUAUCUCCGAUUCAAAGAUGACAAAGUUGGAUACAUGGACAGUUGAGAUCAAUGAGGUAGAGAAGGAGUCUAGAUCAAUCGUGAUGAACAACUAUUUUAGCAUCGGACUGGAUGCUGACAUUGCCCUUGGAUUCCAUGAGGCAAGGAACGCAAAUCCACAUCUUUUCAAGGGUAGAGUUAUCAACAAGCUGUGGUACGGCAAGAUAGGUCUGGAGGAGUUCAUGACCAAGAAGUUCCCCCUGAUGAAUGAACUACUCGAGAUCAUCAUCGAUGGCAAACCACUGCAGUUGGAUAAGAACAUCCAAGGAAUCAUGAUCAUAAAUGUCAACAACUAUGCAGGUGGCGCACAGGUCGUGGGCGUGUCGAACCUCCCUCAUCUCGGCUCCAUCAUCAGUGGUGUCAUGUCUCCGUUCAAACUGGCACAAGGCUCGCACAUUGUUUUGAAGCACAGAACAAAGAAGCAUCCAACUACCGCCAUGCAAGUGGAUGGCGAGCCAUUUGGCAUAGUCUCCAGCGACAUUACCAUUUCUUUCUUGGGACAGGUGUCAAUGCUGUCACACAGAAAAUUCGAGACCAAGUCCUCACCAAUUGUAGACAGCAUUCCAGUCAGUCCAGUAGGAUCACCCAGCUCUGACAUCCAAUUGGUAUCAUCACCACCACCCAGUGCCGUCCAAUCGACAUCAACAACCGAGACGGUCUAUGUUGUGACCCCAACGAUAAAUGUUGAUAACGUAUCAACAUCAUCAGAAUCAAACACUAGUACACAAGGAUCAGUGGUCAGUGUCUCAUCAUUGUCUAAUGAACCAGAAGUGACCAUCACCACAACAACUGGUAACACCAUCACAACAAUGAACCAAAUAUCAACUGAGGAGCUGGUUGACUGA
Acytostelium subglobosum LB1 is the source of this 2028-nucleotide messenger RNA. RefSeq lists its product as hypothetical. The transcript has 4 exons. NCBI's taxonomy places the organism in Eukaryota, Evosea, Eumycetozoa, Acytosteliales, Acytosteliaceae. The record is from RefSeq and is a predicted model, not a curated record. Gene Ontology annotation, molecular function: ATP-dependent diacylglycerol kinase activity. Bases 1 to 2028 code for a protein of 675 amino acids.